UCUUAGUCUCCCUAUUGUUAACUCAUCUUCCUUCUUUCUGUACGACUUCAAUUUCCGCUACUCUGUGCGAUGGAAGAAGUGAUGGACAUACCCCCAAUGGAGGCGAUGAACGAGGACUUCGAUCUCCCCGAAGACAAGGUGGGCGAGGAGAGAGAGAUCGGCAACAGUGGUCUCAGGAAGAAGCUCCUCAAGGAAGGUCAAGGUUGGGAAACCCCUGAAGUCGGCGACGAAGUCCAAGUUCACUACACGGGGACCUUGCUUGACGGGUCGAAAUUCGAUUCAAGCCGCGACAGGGAUGCUCCUUUCUCCUUCACGCUCGGACAGGGGCAAGUAAUUAAAGGAUGGGAUGAAGGUAUUAAAACCAUGAAGAAAGGUGAAAAUGCACUUUUCACCAUACCUCCUGAGCUAGCUUAUGGUGAAAGUGGUUCCCCUCCAACAAUUCCUCCUAAUGCAACACUCCAAUUUGAUGUUGAGCUUCUGUCUUGGACUAGUUUGAAGGAUAUAAGCAAGGAUGGCGGGAUAUAUAAGAAGAUAUUGACUGAGGGGGAGAAAUGGGAGAACCCCAAGGAUCUUGAUGAAGUAUUGGUUAAGUAUGAGGUUCAUCUGGAAGAUGGAAAGCUUGUUGCAAAGUCUGAUGGAGUGGAAUUCACUGUCAGAGAGGGUCAUUAUUGUCCUGCGUUGUCAAAGGCUGUUAAAACCAUGAAGAAGGGAGAGAAAGUGAUUUUGAAAGUAAAGCCACAAUAUGGAUUUGGUGUGAAGGGGCAGCCAGCACAUGGUGAUGAAGGUGCAGUUCCACCAAAUGCAACAUUGCAGAUUACGCUCGAGUUAGUCUCUUGGAAGACUGUGUCAGAAGUAACUGGUGACAAGAUCAUAAAGAAGAUCCUCAAGGAUGGAGAAGGAUUUGAGCGUCCAAAUGAGGGGGCCAUAGUGAAAUUGAAACUAAUUGGUAAGCUGCAAGAUGGUACUGUCUUUUUGAAAAAGGGCCAUGAUGAAGAAGAGCUGUUUGAAUUCAAGACAGAUGAGGAGCAAGUCAUCGAUGGUCUUGAUAGAGCUGUAAUGACUAUGAAGAAGAGUGAGGUAGCAUUGUUGACUAUUGCACCCGAGUAUGCUUUUGGUAUAUCAGAGUCCCAGCAGGAGUUGGCUGUGAUACCUCCUAAUUCAACUGUGUAUUAUGAAGUUGAACUAGUGUCAUUUGAGAAGGAGAAGGAGUCCUGGGAUCUGAACACUCAAGAGAAAAUUGAAGCUGCUGGUAAGAAGAAAGAAGAAGGGAAUGUGUUGUUUAAAGCUGGUAAAUAUGCUAGAGCUUCCAAAAGAUAUGAUAAGGCUGUGAAAUACGUAGAGUAUGAUACCUCGUUUAGUGAGGAGGAGAAAAAGCAGUCGAAGACCUUGAAGGUUGCCUGCAAUCUAAACAAUGCUGCUUGCAAGCUGAAGUUAAAUGACUUUAUAGAAGCGGAGAAAUUGUGUACCAGGGUGUUAAACCUUGAGAGCACAAACGUGAAAGCCCUCUAUAGAAGGGCCGAGGCAUUGAUGCAGUUAGCUGACUUGGAUUUGGCAGAACUUGACAUCAAGAAAGCUCUUGAGGUUGACCCUGACAACAGGGAAGUCAAGCUGCAGUACAAGACUUUGAAGGAAAAGGUAAAGGAGUUUAAUAAAAAGGAGGCGAGAUUUUAUGGAAAUAUGCUCAACAAGUUCACAAAGGCUGGGUCUUGAGAGCAAUGGCCGUGUAUUAAUAAAUAUGCACUCUUCUAUUUGGCAGGCAGAAUGUAAACGCAAAGCAAUAUUUAUAUGCAACAAGGAAAGUUGAGUCCCUGUUUUUAUUGGGUUUGAAUGUUGUUGUAUUAUUAAAAUGAGGAUGGACAUUCAUACAGUAUUUAAUAUCGAAUGGUAACAUAAUUGUUAGGCUUUUGGCAGCCAAUGUAAAACUCACAUAUAUCUUUAACAUAAUUGGCCUGGUUAAA
Molecule: messenger RNA, 1958 nt
Organism: Lotus japonicus
Lineage: Eukaryota; Viridiplantae; Streptophyta; Magnoliopsida; Fabales; Fabaceae
Product: peptidyl-prolyl cis-trans isomerase FKBP62-like
Exons: 13
Coding region: 70-1710 (546 amino acids)
Biological process (GO): protein peptidyl-prolyl isomerization
Cellular component (GO): cytoplasm
Molecular function (GO): peptidyl-prolyl cis-trans isomerase activity; protein binding
Source: RefSeq, a predicted model, not a curated record